Messenger RNA from Apis cerana (Asiatic honeybee), 5192 nucleotides. Its product is annotated as metacaspase-2. The record is from RefSeq and is a predicted model, not a curated record. Lineage: Eukaryota; Metazoa; Arthropoda; Insecta; Hymenoptera; Apidae. Gene Ontology annotation, molecular function: RNA polymerase II cis-regulatory region sequence-specific DNA binding; DNA-binding transcription factor activity, RNA polymerase II-specific.
AUUGUAAUAUAAAUGUUAACAUUGCUGCCAUCUAACACUAUAACUGCAUAACAUUUUCAAAUUUAUAAAUGAAAAUUUGAAGCCUAUACAAGCUUAAAAUAUUAUUACGGUAAAAAGAAAAAAAUAUUGUGUUUAAGAAUCACUUAAUAUAAUAAAUAAUAUUAUUGAUAUAACAAAUAUUUAGUCUACAAGAAAUAAAAAGAACUUAAAAUAAUUCAUAAUUAUAUUAAAAUUUUAUAGUAGUAAAACGCAUUAAGUAUUAAGAUACGAUAUUGACAAGUAAGGUAUUGAUAAACAUUUUAUAUUGUUAACAACUCCUACAAAAUUGUCCUGCCAAAAUAAUAGAAGAAUAUAAUAAUACAUUUUUCACAACAGGAAACUAAUAUUUUAUAUAAUUAAAGGUAAAAUGAAAAGAAUUUAAUAAAAAAGAAUAUAAAAAAUAACAUAAAAACUAGCAAAACUGUUAAAAUAUUAACUUUUUAUCAUAAGAAUGAAGUUUAAUUAUUUUUACUAAAUUUAACUUUUUAAUUUAACUUUUAAAAAGUUUGAGAAUUUUCUAAAUAUAAAAUAUUAAAGAACAAAUAUAAUAAAAAAAAAACUAUAAUUGCAAAGUCAUAUUAGAAAAUUAUAUAAGUGAAGAUUAAAAUAUAUUAAUAAAAAUAAAGAAAGAAGAUACAAGAAGAUUUAAGUAUUUUUACGUAUUUCUUUAGAAUGAAAAAAAAUUUAAAAAUAUUAUAAAUAAAGCUUUAAAGAAAUAUGACAAAUAUUUCUAGUUUCUUAUUAAAAAGUAAUUAAGUGAAAUUAAAUAUUAAAAAACCAAAAUAUCAAAUAUUAAAUAAUAAAAAUGAUAAAAAUAUUAAAAAUUAAUCAUGAAGCAAUAAAUCAUAAUUAAAUCAUAAUUUGUAAACAUCAAUCUAUUUUUGUAGAAAAUCGCAAACGUGCUGUAAUUUUUGUAAUAAUAUUAUUUCUUAUGAUAAAAAUUCAACAUAAAGCUAAUUAUGAAUCAAAUAGAAAAUAGACUAUCUUAUCUAAAUGUAAUAUAAAAUCAUCACAAAAAAAAUUUUUGAAAAUAAAAGCAUAUAAAAGUAUGAAGCAAUCACAAGCAAAUAAAAUUCAUAACUUAGUUGAUUCCAAAUCAGAAAUUGAUUGCAAUAUACAAAUACAAAAGGAAAAUAAUUGUAAAGUUAGUAAAUCUAUUACAACUAGAUCAAGCAAAGAUGUUUAUACAGAAUGUAAAAAUCAAAAAACAGUAAAAUCAAUAUGUUAUUUAGACAUGAAAAAAAAGAAACCAAAAAAAAUGUACUAUAAAAUAAAUAAAUAUAAACAUCAUAUUAAUAAAUUAGGGAAAAAUAAAUAUUGUAAAAAAAUAUUAAAUAAGGAAAAUACAAAUAAGUUUUCUAAAAUUACAAUGCUUCAUUCAAAGAAAAAUGAUAUCAAAAUAAAUAAAAAUAUAACAAAGCAUAAAAAUUUUUUAAAUACUAAAAAGUUAACAAUAGCUUUAACAAAAAUAGAUGAUCUUCCUUUAUCUGAAUUAUCUAAAAUAAUUCCAGAUUAUGUUGUAAAUAAAUUAAAAAAACAAGAUAGUAAAGGAAUAUAUUAUGAAACAAAAGAUAUCAUAAAAACACAAUGUUGUUCAUACAAACAAUAUAGAACUACUGAAUUGAAACAAAACGAAGAAAUAAAUGUAUUAUAUCAUAAAUCAGUGUUUGAAAAAAAAUGUACAAAAUUCAAAGAAAAUAUAAUGGAAGGAAUUGAUACAAAUAUAACAAAUAUAAAAUUUGAAAGAAAUACGUAUAAAAUGUCUUUACAAAAUGAAAUUAAUAAUGUAGAAAUAUUACAAGAUAAUGAACAUAAAUUAGAAAACAUAAAUUUAUUAGAAAAUAUUUUAAAAUUUUUUUUAAAAACUAAAGAUAAUAUGAUGAAUAGAAGAACACGACAUAAAUUAAAAAUUCAAAAAUUGCAUGAACAUGGGAUAAUAAAAAGUUUAGCAAUAUGUAAUAAAUGUAAAGAAAUUAUUAAUCUUUUACAACAAUUUUCAAAUAAAAUAAAUUUUAUAAAUGAUGAAAAAUUAUGUAUUGAAUGUACAUUAUGUAAUUUACAGAUUAAUUCUUUAUCUCAUUUUCAAGAACAUUUAAUGAAUAUACACUUAAAAUGUGAAAAAGAUAUAUUACCCAAAAAAGAUAAAUUUGCAGUUGUUAUUAUUAAUUUCAAUAAACAAUUAAAUUUAAAUAAUAAUAAUCAAUUUAUUUUUGAAUGCUGUUGUUGUUCAAAAAUAUUUGAUCAUAUGAGUAGUUUUGAAGAACAUGUUAAAAAAUAUCAUGAUUUUAAUUACUGUAUAAAAAAAAAUAAAACGACAAAACAAAUAGUUAAAAAUCCUGAAUCAUGUACUACAUUUCAAAAUGAACCAAAAUUUAAAAAAAAUCAUAUUUUUGACAUUACUACUAAAGCAGUUGAAAUUUCUAAUCUAGAAAAAAAAAUUGACACACAACAUAAUAAUCAUAUAAAUGAAUUUUGUAUUAAUACAAAAGAAAUAAAUUUUAAGAACAAUAUAUAUUAUAAUUCAAAUAAUAAAAAUUUAUUAUCAAAAGUAAAAAUAAAAGAGAAACAGAUAAAUGAUACUCAAAUAAUGCAGAAAAUUCCAAAAAUAAAAAAUAUACAAAAAUUAAAUAUUGAUGAGAAAUAUUCAAAUAAUAUUACAAUCAUCUCAGAGUCAAAUUCAAAGUCUCUUCAAAAUCAAAACUCUAAUUCUUUUAAUGAUUGUUUUAAUCAAAAAUAUAAAGGUAGGAAAUAUAAAAAAACUCACAUAUCUACACAUGUAAAUAAUUCUCAUGCUGAUAUGUAUAAAAGACAAAAAAUACAAGAAAGUAAAAAAGCAAUAAAAUAUGAAAAUGAUCUAAUUUUACAAAAUGUAAAUUCUAAAAAUUCUAAAGAUCAUACUACAAUUUUUAAAAAUAAUAAUAUAAUAAAUUCUAUUAUAAAUUUAGAAAAACCAAAUCAAAACAUUUCAAUAUCAGAAAUAAUUGAUAAAAAAAUUAAUGUUAAAAAUGAUAAUAUGGAAUAUGUUAUUAAAAAAGAUAAUAUUAUGAAUGAAAAUGAUGAUUGCAAUUAUACAUUGAAUAUAAAUCUUAUACAAAAAACAAAAGAAGGUAUAAAAAAACAAAAAUUAAUUAAAUUCAAUAUGAAUAUUACAAAAAAAUAUACAACAAAUAUUACUAAUAAAGAAAAAUUUAUAGAAAAUAUAAUGGAAAAUAAAUUUCCAAUAAAUUUUAAUAGAAAUUCUAAUUUUGCUAUAAAUAUAACUAAAAAUAAUAAUAAUUAUAAUUUAACAGAACUAUAUUGCAAUAUAUGUGAUAAAAAAUUUAGUUCUUUAACAAUAUUAAGAGAACAUAUGUUUUUACAUGAUUCUUUAUUCGAAAGUUCACAAUUUUCAAAUUCACUAAUGAUACCAUAUUUUAAUAAUCCUCAUAAAAUAAAAAAUCUAUCUAAAAAAAAUACUUAUAUAUCUAGAAAGAAAAAUAAUGUGUUAUUGAAAAUAAAAAUAUUAAAAAAAAUUCUACAAAAGCGAAAUAAAGUACAUGAGCAAACAAUUUAUCAAGUUCCUAAUAAGAAUAUAAAUAAAAAAAAUAGAAAAUGGCGUUGUAGUCCAUGUAAAGAAAAUUUUGCAUUACUUCGAAAUUAUUUACGACAUAAAUAUUAUUGUCAUAAUGAUGAAUCUGUAAUUCAUAUUUGUGAUAAUUGUAAUAAAAUUCUUACUUCAGUUGCAAUGGUAAACAUUCAUAUAUGCACUAAUGUUACUUCUUGGAAUUGUAAAAGAUGUAAUCUUAAUUUUUCUAAUGCCAUAUCUUUAACUCAACAUAAUAUGAAUACCCAUUUAGAAACUAUAGGUCCACAUAAAUGCAAGAUAUGUAAAUCAAGUUUUCUUACAUUACAUAUGCUAAUAAGACAUGAAACCAUACAUUCAAUGAAUAAUGAUUCCAGCAAUAAUUUAGGCAAUUUUAUAGAUUUCUCUGCAUCUGCAAAAGAGUCUUUAUCUCAUACAGUACAUAAUGUAAAUGUUAAUACUGAAUUUAGUGAAAAAAAAUCACAAUUAUCAGAUAAUAAAGAUAUCUUUGCUAUACAUAAUGAUACAUUUUUAAAACAAUUAGAUAAAUUGAAUGGAAAACUUUCAAAAUUGAAUAUUACAUCUAAUAUACUAUAUAAUAAUGAAAAAAUACUUGAUUGUAAAAAUUGUAACGUAUCAUGUGUUACAACAUUACAAAUGAAACUCCAUUUAAAAAAAUGGCAUAAAUGGAACAAAUGUGAAAUAUGUAAUAACUUAUACCUUACAUAUGAAUUAACAAAACAUUUAAUAUUUCAUCAUAUUGUUUUUGAUUUAUGUUAUAAAAAAAACAAUAUUAAUAUUCAAUCAACUCAUGAAAAUAUAAAUUUUCAAAAUGAUAUAAUAGAAAUUCUUGGAAUGAAACGUUUGUUAUCUCUUUACGAAUAUGAAAGAUUUAGUAAUAUAAAAAGUAAAUAUUUCAAUUGUAUAAUAUGUUCAAAACAAUUUUCAAAUAUUGAAUAUUAUAAAAUUCAUUAUUUAAAAUAUCAUGAUACAAUAUGUUUAUUAUGUAAUAUAGAAUUUAAGUAUAAUUUUGAAGCAUUUGAACAUAAAAUUAAAAUUCACAAAAAUGUUGAUUUAUAUCUCUGGGUAGUACAAAUAUUAUUAUUAGCUAUUUUACAAUUAAAUAAAUAUGGAAAAACCAUUGAAGAAGUGAUAUUAAAAUGUAGUGAAAGUAGAAUAUAUUAAAAAAUUAUAAUAAUGAUAGAAGUUUAAAUUUUACAUAUAUUCACUAUUUAUUAAAAAAAUAAAUUGAAUAUUAUAAAUUUAGAUAGUAUAUUAAAUCUGUAUUUAGUUAUAGCUUGUAAUGUGAAUUUUAUACAUUAUAUAAUUUUUCAUAGAUAAUAAAUAUUAAUGAAUAUUUUACUAUAAUUAUUCAUUUAAUUUUUUAUGUGAUAAUUUUCUAAAAAUUUUUAAUAUUGUAUUAAUUUUUUCUAGUUUUAAUAUAAUUGUAUUUAAUAUAAUUGUAUUUAAUAUAAUUAUUAUAUUAAAAAAUUGAUUAAUUAAAAAAUAAUAAAAAUAAUUAAAAUAUCAAAAAAUCUAAUAAUUAUAAAAUUAAUUAAAUAAUAAAUAAUAUUUUUUUUAUAUUUUUUUU